Myxozyma melibiosi is the source of this 1096-nucleotide messenger RNA. Its product is annotated as short-chain dehydrogenase. The record is from RefSeq and is a predicted model, not a curated record. Lineage: Eukaryota; Fungi; Ascomycota; Lipomycetes; Lipomycetales; Lipomycetaceae. Gene Ontology annotation, molecular function: oxidoreductase activity, acting on NAD(P)H, oxygen as acceptor. Gene Ontology annotation, cellular component: intracellular anatomical structure. Bases 127 to 900 code for a protein of 257 amino acids. The transcript is spliced from 8 exons.
UUGCAUAUUCUCACAUACAGCAGCAUACGAUCUUCACUCCCCAGCAGGAUAUAUAAGAGUAAGUGAGGAACUUCUAGCAGAACUGUUUGACAUUGAGGAGUCUUAUCUAAUUAACACACAUCAACAAUGGCUCCAUCUGCUCCCGUUUACAUCGUCACCGGCGCCUCAAGAGGCCUUGGAAAGAACACUGCCGAGCUUCUGCUCGCCGCUCCUACUUCUGCCAACAUCGUCGCCGUCGCUAGAACCGAGGCCAGCCUUUCAGAGCUCGCCAGCAAAUAUCCCGGCCAGGUGGAGACUGUCUGCGGAGACCUUUCGGACUACAGCACCGGCGUGAAGGCCGUCGAGGCCGCUAUCGCAAAGUUCGGCAAGCUCGACGGAAUUGUCUUCAACGCUGCUGUUAUUGCUCCUGUUGCUACUGUUGGCACUGUUGACAUUGACGAGUUCAAGAAGUUGUUUGAUAUCAAUUACUUCUCGAGUCUGGUGACCAUGAAAGCCGCUCUCCCUCAUCUUAAGAAGACAAAGGGACACGUCGUUUUUGUUUCGUCGAUUGCCUCCCACGAAGCGCACUACUACGGAUGGGAAGCUUACGGUGCCUCCAAGGCAUGCGUUGACCAUCUCGCUGCUACCCUUGCUGUUGAGGAGCCCGAGCUUUUCUUUGUCUCGAUUGAUCCCGGUGUCAUGGACUCUGACAUGCAGAAGGAGAUCCGCGAGAAGCACGGAUCCAAGAUGAAGGAGGAUCACAUCGAGUACCUGAUGAAGGUCAAGGAGACCGGAUCGAUUCUCUCGACCGCUGGUCCCGCCAACGUGAUCUCGACUCUUGUGGUCAAGGGACCUCUGGAGCUUAACGGCCAAUACCAUGUGUUUGAUUCUGAGGUCUUGAGCCCAUACUUGAAGGCGUAAGCCGCUGCUUGGCUGUUAAUCGAGUGAUAUGUGCCUGAUAUAGUAUAGAAGAUAAUAAUGCCAACCCACAUACCAGACCAAUCUAACUGCUGUAGUAAUUGUGAGUAAAUUCAGGUAUUACCCUAACAAGUAAUGUAAACUGUCGUCAAAGUCCCAAGCAAAUAUGCAUAAAUCAGCAAAUGUUAUCCACUUACGG